CAAAAUUCUCAGCUGAUUUUUCAAAAUCCAGCAUUGAUGGAAGCAGAGGCAGUCUUGAAGCUCUUUGAUUCUUGCUGGUUUGGCCUUCAAAAUUUGAAGGAACACUCAAGUUCUUUAACAUCAACAAGUUCUCAUGAAAACCCAGAUCAUAAAAUUGAAGAAGGACAAUCAGAACCUGUGCUUUUGAGCAUCCAAACCAGUCAUACAAGGUCCAUGAGCGACCAGUUGAGCUCCAUGACAUGCUUCAAGCAUGAUUCUCUUUCCCCAGACUCUGUCUUUUUCUCACCAAAGCUCCAAACCGUCCUCUCAGGAAAAGAAGUCACAGAAACAGAAGCUGAAAAGCAAGCACAGGUGCAACUUGAAGUGUUGUUACCUAAGAAGAACAUCACAACCCGGGAAAGGAGAAAAAGGGAAAGCAAGAGUUUGUCAGACCUUGAGUUUGAGGAGCUAAAAGGGUUCAUGGAUCUGGGUUUUGUUUUCUCAGAGGAAGAUAAAGACUCAAGCUUGGCUUCAAUAAUUCCUGGGUUGCAAAGGUUGGGGAAGAAUGAUGAUGAAGAACAAGAAGAAGAUUCUAAUGAUGAGCCAGCAGUUCCAAGACCUUACCUUUCUGAAGCAUGGAAGGAAAGGGAAAGAAGAAAGAAAGAAAACCCGCUUAUGAAUUGGAAAAUUCCAGCUCUUAACAAUGAAAUUGACAUGAAAGAUAGUCUCAGAUGGUGGGCUCACACUGUUGCUUCCACCGUCAGAUGAUGAAGUUCAUGGUUCAAGUUGUUUCUGUAUAACAUAAGUAUUUUGCUUAUAUCUUUGAAAUUUUAUUUAAUUUUUUUUUGGCUAUAUUCAUUUCCUACUUUUCUAUAUCUUUAACCCUUUUUCCUUCUGAAAUCUGGUA
Messenger RNA from Gastrolobium bilobum, 886 nucleotides. RefSeq lists its product as uncharacterized. The transcript has a single exon. The record is from RefSeq and is a predicted model, not a curated record. The coding region runs from base 37 to 747 and encodes 236 amino acids. NCBI's taxonomy places the organism in Eukaryota, Viridiplantae, Streptophyta, Magnoliopsida, Fabales, Fabaceae.